Messenger RNA from Adineta ricciae, 2130 nucleotides. NCBI's taxonomy places the organism in Eukaryota, Metazoa, Rotifera, Eurotatoria, Adinetida, Adinetidae. The record is from the annotation of a GenBank genome assembly.
AUGGGAACUUGCACAUCAACUGCAAGACAUCGACAGAAGCUGCCACAACAGUCGCAGCCUAAUCGACCAACAUCAAAGAGCUCAAUUGUAUUUGAUAUCGAUUCUCCUCCACCCUUACCACCAUUACCGUCAACUGCGUUUCCUAAUCAACAACAUCAACAAUCUCAAUCUCUAUUUACAGAUUUUGAUCUUUUAUCACCCUCAUUGAUAAAACCAAUCUUUCAUUCGACAGAUACACCCAGCUUGAUACAAUUCUAUUCGUCGUUUGCUCAUACCAACAGUAACGUUAACAAUAAUAAUUCGAAUACCAUCAAUAGAAUGUCUUCAUCUUCAUCUUCAUCGAUUACACAUAUUCCAGCACGACCGCCGGUUGCAAAAACUCGUUUACCCAUAUAUCAUGUUCCACAAGUAACCGCUCCAGCACCUAUACGACCGAAAGAGAUUACGUCAAUGAUUGCUCCAACAAAUCCCACAGGUUCCAUAAGACCAACAAUGUCAAUAACGAAUCGUCCACCACCACCAACUACGAUGCAAACUCGCUUUGGCUUUAUACCACGGCCAGCCGUGCCUUCAGGACAACAAGUUCGAACAUCAACAUUUGCAACACGUAGUCGAUCGAUUAGUCCAACAUCAACAGCUAGUGCAAACUCUUCAUCAUCUUCGCACGCUCCCCAGCAGCUAUCGAAAACGCAAACUCUAACAAAAACAACACCGACUCGAACGAAACCUUCUUCGUCGCCUACUGCAAACGAUACUCCGAAACAUAAACUCAUCGUAUCUUCACGGCCUCGGGAGGCUUCUGCAACAAGAAGCAUUGCUAGACCAACUUCUCACGUUUCGACAUCAGCUAAUCAAUUACGUUCGCGAACACCAUCACGAACUUCUACAACAUCUCUAACAUCGUCGGGUGCAUCGACAGUCCCCUCCCUGUCUAUUCCAACAUCCGUACAGCCAACAACAAUCAACAGCACUGCCAAAAAUGACGUUAGCGCAAUACGUGACCGUUACAGAGUACAACAACGCAUGAAUUUCUUUACACGCCGUACACCAGUAUCAACAGCAAAUGGCUCUCCUAUCGCUAGUUCAGUGAAAGCAACUGAACCUUUAAAUACCAAUAAAGAUAAGAAACAAUCAGUACCGCCAUCCAAACUUUCUCCAGCAAAUAAUUCUACCAAUGAUUCUAAAGCGGCCACACCUCCGCAAUCAACUUCAUCUCAGGGUAAUUCAAUGUAUACCAAAGGAUCAUCAUCGUCCAAUCAUCCUCCAUCUACGCAUCUGUCACAAAGUGGUAAACAUCGACAACGGGCUAUAAGCAUGCUAUCUUCAUCAUCUGCUAUCUCGAAUGUACUUAAUCAAGAUGCACUACUUGAAGAUGAUAAUUGUAGUCUGAAAUCGGAAGACCUAAUGUGCGAUUAUGAUGAUACAUUAACACUCGAUUCUCUUAGCAAAAAUUUAAGUGAACGAACAGAUUCAUGUUCAUCAACUUCAUUAACAAACGAACCAAAUAAAAAACAUUCUUCGGUCAUCUCAACCACUCCAACGAAACCAAAUAUUCUUGUAAAUCAAUCGAAAUCAAAAGAACAUCGAUCAUCCGCCCUCGUCAAUGGUUCGACAGCAAUGAAUGACAAAAUAAAUGGAAAUUUACGUGACACACUCGAUGAAUUAAAUCGAUUAAAUAAUCGACUAGAGAAUGGACUCGAUCAUGAAAAUAACCGGCGAAUACCAGCGCGUUCGUUUUCAUUAAAACCACCACCGAAUUAUUUGCCGCCACUCGAAGAUGCUGAGCAAAUAACCAUGGAUGUAGAAUCAUAUCGACAAGUAAUGAAAGAUGUUAUGGUUGUUAAAACAGUCCUCCAUCAACUUGAUCGAUUACUUAAACAUUCCGAUGGUGCCAAUAUGACGGAUUCGAUGAUGGGUUCCUUUCAUGAAUUUCACGAGUCAGUAUGUAAUUCGAGACGGUAUUCAUCAAGUACUGAAGGAACUAUCCGAAGUUCAAUCGACGAAAAUUCUUCAUACGAUGAUCUGCUAAAAGAGAUAAUAGCACUACGCAAAGAGAAGGAACAAGAUAAGCAAACAAUUAAAUUAUUACAAGAACAAAUGUACAAAUAUUCCAGUCAAACAAACAAUUGA